GAAGCCGGCAUUUUUGAUGCCUUAGAUCAUCAACAUCUUCGUGCUGUCAUCUUUGGUAUCUUUCUUGAUCCGAAAGAACCAAAUAAACUUGUGGAAUGCUAUACUUUUAAAGUAUCCUAUCCUAAUGGUGAGCCUUUGCUACGGAUUGAAAAUAAUAAUGGCGAAUUAUUGACAACCGCAGGUGGUGGUCAUGACGUCAUGGCUACCAUGCGUGAAGGAAUCACUCCAUUGCCAGAUAACCGUUAUAUCGUUGUCAAGCUUCACUAUUACGAACAUGUAACACCAGCUGAUUAUGAACCACCAUUCUUUCGCGCUAGUAAUCUUGCUGAAGAAGGUUUUAUAUUUAACUCUCGACCUGAAAAAAUACCAGUCGAUGAUUCUACUAUUGAUAAAAUGUUGGUUGAAUCAAAUGAUACAAUAAAAGAUAACGAAAAAUCUUGGAAUGCUGAAGAUGACUCUGAUUCUGAAGAUGGUCCAAAGGUGACCAAUAUUGACAUUCCUCCGUUAAAGCGAGACCAAUAUAAUGAGCGAUCUGACAGACGAGAAACGUCUGUAGUAUCAAAUGUUCCAACUUUGACUUCUAGGUCAAUGUCCAGAGAUAGGCGAGAAAUGUCAAUAGUAUCAAAUGUUCCGGUUUUGACUUCUAGUUCAAUGUUCAGAGAUAGGAGGGAAAUGUCAACAGUUCCAGCUUUGACUUCUAGCCCAAUGUCCAAAGAUAGGCGAGAAAUGUCAAUAGUAUCAAAUGUUCCGGCUUUGACUUCUAGCUCAAUGUCAAGAGAUAGGCGAGAAACAUCAAUAGUAUCAAAUGUUCCGACUUUGCCACCUAGGGUAACUAGAUCAAUGACAAAAGAUAUUAAUUCUACCAAAGUUUAUGAUAAAAAUGAAAACAUGGCUCAUUCAAAUCGAAGUAAUCAAAACGGAUCAAGAAACGGCAGUAUAACACAACCUAUCGACCACUCGCAUUCGAACAAUGUAGAUAGAAAUCGCUGUUCAACAUCUAUUGUUUCAAGAUCAUCACAACUAAGAACUUAUUCUACACAACGGCGCAGCCAUUCGUCUCCACGUCAAGAUGUGUCCAGUGAGACAAACUAUGUACCUGUAAACUCUCAAAAUUCUCCUGUAAUUAUUGACGAUGAUGAUGAAUCUUCUUCUAACGAAAGCAUGGAUAAUACACUUAAUUAUAAAUGUGAUUGUGGUGUAAAUACUCGUGACGGAGAUAUGAUCAAUUGUGUUAAAUGUAAUACAUGGGGACAUGUUCCUUGUUAUGGAUAUAAAUCUCUCGAUGAUUCUCGCAUGUCAAAAUAUCAUACUUGCUAUCGAUGCCUACGAGAUGAAAAUAACAAUCUUUGGGAAUUAGAUGCUCUUAUAGACUUGGCUUUGUUUCGACGUUCUUUAUGGAUAAUUUGGAAAGAAGGAAUUCCUUCAACUUGUAGACAAUUUGCUCAACGAUUAGGUGUCAAAUUGUCUUGUGCACGUCAGCUUCAGACCCGUCUGAAAACUGAAGGAUUUAUUGCUCCUCCUCCAAGGCCUUCUAAAAGGAAGGGUAAAGCUGUUGUUGGAAGUAGCACUUCUAAUUCAAACAAUCCAUUUGAAGUCAUAAAAACUGAAGAGAAUAUACGCAAAAUGAAUGAUUAUUUUAACCCAGAUAUUGGACUGAUGCCAAUAUCUCCAGAGAACUUUGACGUGGAGGAUGAUUUCCAUGAAGAAAAUCAUGAUAAAUUACAAAAAACUACGUCAGAAUUCGUUACAAAAGAAAACUCUCCACCUGCAUUGUCUCAAGAAUUUACUCCAAUGGAAAUUUCUUUUGAAAAUUCUGCUCCAGCUUCACAAAUUACUAUUAUGGAACCAGAUCAAACAACUGUAACUAAUAUACAAUCGACAUCGUCAUUUCUUGAGAACAGAAUAUCUCAUCAUGAAUCAGAAAAAUCUGAUGACGGACAUAGGAAACAUAAACUACAUGAUAAAAAUUCCGUAGAUGUUGACGCAGAUGAAGAAGAUCAAGGCCUCAAGAAAAGAAAAGUUUCUAUUAGUAUCGGACAUAUUGCU
This is a messenger RNA of Dentiscutata heterogama, 2046 nucleotides long. NCBI's taxonomy places the organism in Eukaryota, Fungi, Glomeromycota, Glomeromycetes, Diversisporales, Gigasporaceae. The record is from the annotation of a GenBank genome assembly.